Messenger RNA from Hansenula ciferrii, 1830 nucleotides. RefSeq names its product Fmp40p (gene FMP40). The record is from RefSeq and is a predicted model, not a curated record. The coding region runs from base 1 to 1830 and encodes 609 amino acids. The transcript has a single exon. Lineage: Eukaryota; Fungi; Ascomycota; Saccharomycetes; Phaffomycetales; Wickerhamomycetaceae.
AUGGAAGAAAUGACCAAGAUCCCAUUAUCUCAAUACCCAAAGACUUCACAAUUCCUCAAGUUAAAACCAGAUCCUUUAAUUCCAUCUAUAAAAGAAGCUUUAAAUUUACAUCAAUCAUCAAAUCAACAAGAAACUGAAAAAUUAUUUAAUAAACCACGUACUCUAAAAUCAGGUGCUUAUCAAUUCACAAGACCUGAAUCAAGACCUGAAUAUAAGCAUUUAUUAUCUUCACCAAAUGCAUUAGAAUUCUUAUCAUUACCUCAAGAUUCCCCUGAAGAUUCAUAUUAUAAAUCAAUAGUCUCUGGUGAAAAAUUUCAUUAUGAUGAUAAAAUUUGGCCAUAUGCUCAAGCUUAUGCUGGAUUCCAAUUUGGUCAAUUUGCUGGUCAAUUAGGUGAUGGUAGAGUUACAAAUUUAUUCACAUUAAUCACACCAAACCAGGGGAACCAGGAAUUACAAUUGAAAGGUUCUGGUAAAACUGCAUUUUCAAGAUUUGCAGAUGGUAAAGCUGUUUUAAGAUCAAGUAUUCGUGAAUUUAUUAUAAGUGAAUCAUUAUCAGGAAUUGGUAUACCAAGUACAAGAGCCCUAAGUAUUUCACUUUUACCUAAAACUAAAGCUCAAAGAGAACGUGCUGAAGUUUGUGCUGUUGUAUCAAGAUUUGCUAAAAGUUGGAUAAGAAUUGGUACUUUUGAUUUAUAUAGAUGGAGACAAGAUCGUCAAGGUCUUAGAGAAUUAUGUGAUUAUAUCAUUGAAGAUAUCUUGGAUGAAUUACCUGUUUUCCAAAAAGGUGAAUUUGUUAAAGAUCAAUAUAAAGAUAUAACUGAAGGUAGUGAUGAAGAAGAUCUUGAAGGAUUAAUUGAAAUUACAGAUUCAACUCGUUAUGAUCAAAUGUAUAGAGCCAUUGUUAGAUUAAAUGCCAAAUUAGUUGCAUAUUGGCAAUCUUAUGGGUUUUUAAAUGGGGUUUUAAAUACUGAUAAUACAUCAAUUUUAGGUUUAUCAAUUGAUUUUGGUCCUUUUAGUUUUAUGGAUAAAUUUAAUCCAAAUUUUACUCCAAAUCAUGAUGAUGUUCAAUUACGUUAUAGUUUUGCAAAUCAACCUUCAAUAAUUUGGUGGAAUUUAACAAGAUUAGGUGAAUCUUUAGUAGAAUUACUAGGUGCUGGACCUGAUUUAGUUGAUGAUGAAUUUUUCAUUGAAAAAGGUAUUAAAAAACAACAAGAAGAACAAACAAUUAAAAGAGUUAGUUCAAUUAUUCAAUUGGCAAGUGUUGAAUAUAAACAUGUUUUCAUGGAGAAUUAUAAUUCAAUAAUGACUCAAAGAAUUGGAUUAAAAACUGUGGAACAAGGUGAUAAUGAUUUAAUUGCUCAAUUAUUAGAUUUAAUUUCCAAAACAAAAGUUGAUUUUAAUAAAUUUUUCAUAAAUUUACAAAAUUCAACAGAUUUAAAUGAUACUUCGAUUUAUUUAACUCCAGAAUUACAAAACCGUUUAUCAAAUCCAAAGGAUAAAAUUGAUCAAGAAUUAAAUGAUGAAUUAAAUUCAUUAUUAAGUGAAUUCAUUGAAAAUUAUAAAAAAAGAUUAGGUUCAACAACUCAUAAAGAACGUUAUUCAAUUGCAUCAAAAGUAAAUCCAUUAUUUACACCGAGAAAUUGGCAAUUAGAAGAAGUUAUUGAAUCAAUGUAUGAUGAUAAUGAAGAUAUUUCUAAAUUACAAAAAUUAUUAAAAAUGUCAUCAAAUCCUUAUGAUCCUUUGAAAUGGGGGGAUGAAUUAAAAGAUUUAGAAAAUCAUUGGUUAGAUGAUGAAGGUGAAACAAUGACUCAAUGUAGUUGUUCAAGUUGA